GUCACGGCGGAGCCCGCGGCCUUGCAGGCGCACAGAAAUGAACUCAGAAAUCAAGGAAGAAGUUCCUGUGCAUGAGGAAUUCACUUUAUGCUGUGGAGUUGAUACCCAGGUUCUGAAAUGUGGGCCCUGGACUGACCUCUUUAACGAUCAAAGUGCCAACAGGCCCAAGCUGCUCAUUUUCAUUAUUCCCGGUAACCCAGGAUUUUCUGCCUUCUAUGUGCCCUUUGCAAAGGCUUUAUACUCGUCAGUAAACAGACGCUUCCCAGUUUGGAUUAUCAGUCAUGCUGGGCAUGUGGUGGCCCCCAAAGACAAGAAGAUUCUUGCAGCUUCGGACGAUCCAAAUGCUCAAGAAAUUAAGGACAUCUAUGGACUCCGUGGUCAAGUAGAACAUAAGGUAGCUUUCCUGAGAACUCACGUGCCAAAGGAAACCAAGCUGGUGGUCAUCGGCCAUUCAAUAGGCAGCUAUAUUGCCCUCCAGAUUUUGAAGCGCGCGCCUGAGCUCCCGAUAAUUCGAUCCUUUCUGCUCUUUCCAACAAUUGAGCGAAUGUCCGAGUCACCCAACGGCAGGAUUGCCACUCCAUUUUUGUGCUGGCUUCGAUAUGCUCUCUAUGUUUCUAGCUACUUACUACUUAAACCAUGUCCGGAGACAGUCAAGUCCUGGCUGAUCAGAAUGGCCCUUCAAAGGAUGAACAUGCAGAGUGAAUUUUCAGUCCUGAGUGUGUUGGAGCCAUUCUGCCUUGCUAAUAUUGCCUACCUUGGGGGCCAGGAAAUGAUGGAGGUGGUGAAGAGAGACAACGAAACCAUCAAGGAACACUUAUCUAAGCUUACGUUUUACUAUGGAACUAUAGAUGCUUGGUGUCCAACAGAGUACUAUGAAGACAUAAAGAAAGAUUUCCCAGAAGGAGAUAUUCGGCUCUGUGAGAAGAAAAUAGCUCACGCUUUCAUCCUCCGUUCGUACCAGGAAAUGGCUGACAUGGUCGCGGGCUGGCUGAAGGAUGACCUGUCCAAGGUGGACAUUGCGACAUAAGGAAGCGAGGACUGACAGCUGGUGCAUCGGGGCCGCGGUGUACUGACUCUCACUAGUAACUAGUAGACUCCGUAGGUAAAUGCUUGAUUUCAGUGUUUGAUUAUGAAAGAGAGAAAAACGUGAGACCCUCUUGGCUUAAAAACUACCCCCUCCCAACGUCCCACGCUCCUGGCUGCAAUAAUCACAGGUGCAGAAAUAGGCCAUAGGUUCAGUCACACAUUUUCCGAGGCUCGGGAACACAGUGCCCUAAACCCGUGGUCGGCAAACUGCGGCUCGAGAGCCACAUGUGGCUCUUUGGCCCCUUGAGUGUGGAUCUUCCACAAAAUACCAAGGCCUGGGCAAGUCUAUUUUGAAGAAGUGGCAUUAGAAGAAGUUUAAGUUUAAAAAAAAUGGCUCUCAAAAGCAAUUUCAAUCGUUGUGCUGUUGAUAUUUGGCUCUGUUGACUAAUGAGUUUGCCGACCACUGCCCUAAACAGGCCUUUGAUGUUUGCCCAAGCGCGCCAUGCAGCUUGUCUUGGUAGGCAGGGCCCUUGCAGACCAGAGGAAGGCUAAAUGCAGUGAUUCUAAUUGACUUACAUUGUAGAGAAGGCUCUGCUAGGGGAGGUUAGGAAAUGCGAGAGGUCAGGGAGCGUCCGGUGUGUCGUCAGGAGUGAAAUGUGUACGCUCACAAGAAGGACACUCAUGUUCCAGAGGCAGGCCGUGGUCAGCAGUGCAUCUUGCCAGGGGACCCGAAGAGCAGGACAAGAGCCGAAGAGCAGCCCGAACUAACCUUGCCGAGGUCUUGCCGAGACCAUCACUAUCAGGCUGGGUACCAGGACAGCCCGCACACCUACAUCACAGACCGCCACGGCAGCCUUUUGCCUGGCCACCGGGGGCGCGGGCCCACGCAGAGCCAACAUCGGGGCAGGCACUGCCUGUGACCGUCUCUGGGCAGCUUCCCUGAGGAGUGGGAUUCCUGGUCCAUCUGCAUCAGCCGGAAUAAAGUUUGCCAGGCGUCCCUCUGCUCAGCUAUCCGGCUAAGAGUUGUGGACGGAUCCUGGCUAUGCCUCCCGCCACACCACAGCCAGCCAGCUCCGUGCCGAGCCUGGGCCUGCCGGGUGGUGAGCUCCUUGCAGGCUUCUCUCCUCCAGAGCCAGGUUGGGGAGGCCCGACUGCCUCUCAUCAGCCCGAACCUACCAUACACAGUUGCCCCUUCUGUGAUUUUUUCCACUGGAACUCCACUGAGGACCAAGCAGUGAGCCGAGUACUGUGCUAGGCAUUGAGGAUAGAGUCUUAGCUAUAUUACCAUUCUUCUGACAACCUCCUAGGAAGUAAUUUCCAAAAGGGCAUCCUUAAGUUGCUGAAUAGAACAUAACUAUCAAUGAUGGUUCCGUUUCUGCAUUAGCAUAUUAGUUGGGAAGAAAUUGUUUUACUAAUGGACCAAAAUUAGCCAUUCAAUUAUGUAAAUUUGCCUUCUCCGGACACCUGGAGGUCCAGGAGAGAAGAAGCUUGUUCUCUGGCCCAGGAUGGCUCACAGCAUUGCUGCCUUCCCCAAAUCAACUCAUCCUGGGGCCUCAGAAGCCAACAAAUCGCACCGAGCCUUGCAUCAGCAGCAUUCGGUUUUCUCCGGGAGGAAUCCCCCGGGCUACGGACAAUGCGACAUUGGCCUUCCUCUCAGAACCGGAAGCCCCCUGAUGGCGGAGUCAGCCCUGAUCUGCUGCCAACCCCGUGGUGAGUGUUGGACAAGCUACUAGCAGGCAGGGCCUCUGCGUCAGAGCAAAUGACUUUUCAGUCGGGAAGGCCCAAGUUCCAGGCAAGGAGUGCUCUUGGCUCCAGAGAGGAGCUGGGCACACACAGGCCACCAGCUCAGGCUGCACACUAACUCCUCAGGGCAUCUGCGUGGGGAGGCUUCAGACCAAGCAUGUCAAACUCGCGGCCCGCGGGCCGCAUGCCUCGUUUAUUUGGCCCGUGUUAGCCUUUUGAGUUUGACAUGCUUGUUCUAGAUUCUGGUGUUAGCAGCUGGGACUUGUUGCUCCAACCUGCCUGGCCAACAGGAAACACCCAGUGGUACUAACUUGAGCACUUAAGCAAGUCCUGGGAGAAUCGUACCCACUGAAACGAAGACUAGCAUCCCAGCUUCUCUUUCAGGGUCACUGUACCACAUGCCUCCAUGUUCCAAAGCCCACGUGGAUGAAAUUGUGUCUCAUUUUGUUCUUCAGAACUUAAAAACUAGUUAAAAGUGAAAUGACAAAGUAAGGUAUUGCUGUCUCUUAUUUCCUGUUUAUCGUCUAAGCACCAAAUAAAUUUUUGAAAUAAAUGCUUUACCAGCGCUCAUGAGCUUGCCUGGCCUGGUGGCCGUGUGCCGGGGGAGAGGGGUACCAGCUGCACGGUUCUCCGAGGCAGACUCCGGUCAGAGUCUCCCUGUGAAACUGAAAAGCCUCUCUUCUCAGUGUUUGCCUUCGAGAAGGAAGGAUCGGAUGUCAGGAGAUUGAAGUUCAUUUUAUCUCAUUAGGAAUUAAACAAAAGGCUACAUGUCUGCAUGCAUAUGUGGGAGGUGAUAAGGUAGAGAACUCUGAGGACUGACCUUCCGUGUGAUUUUCAGGCAACUUCAUCUGGUUUCUCCGGGCCUCACUGUCCUCAUUUGUAAGAUGGGGUUAGUAAUCAUGCAUGCCUCAGGUUGUGGGAAGAAUUAAAGAAGAUGACAACAUUAAAGCCCUUAGCACAAUGCCUGACCAAGAGUAGAUAAAGAUUGGUGGUAAUAAUAAUAAUAAAUAUUAACUGUCAUGAUAGUAAAAAUAAAAGACUAGUAUUGAUGUGAUGGAUAAAGUCUAUUUUUCCAGAAGCAUUUCUGCGUAUAUGUCCUGGUCAGCCACAUGGGUGGUCCUUGUCAAAGAUUGAACUUCCUUCAGGUUACCUAGUGCCCUUGGUUCUCAGUCUGCUCUGGGCCGUGGGAGAGGCUCUCCAGAGGCAGCCAGCCCCUGUGGCUCUCGUGGUCUGAUGCCCAAGGUGGCCAGGGCCCUUGCCAGCGGCUCCCCCACUCAACCCCUGGACAGCCAGUGACCUCCAAAGGCUUGAUUCUUCUUUAUCCUACAUUGUAUCAAAAUUAAAUUUAUUUCCAGCCCUGGCUGGUGUUGCUUAGUGGUUAGAGUGUCGGCCCGCGCAUUGAAGGGUCACCGGUUCAAUUCCUGGUCAAGGGCGCAUACCUGGGUUGUGGGUUCGCUUCCCGCCCCCUGGUCAAGGCGGCUGUGGGAGGCAACCCGUCGAUGUGUCCUUCUCACAUCGAUGUUUCUGUCUCUCACUCCCCCCUUUCCCCUCCCUCCCUCCCACCCUCUCUGAAAAGCAAUGGAAAAAAAUAUCUUUGCUCCUGGCCUUCUCUUGGAUUUGGCUCUUCCUUCCCUUGGGGUUGAGGAUUAAAAAGAAAACAUUUAAUUCCAGAUUAAAGGACAGUAAGGAGACAUGACAAUAUACAGCAACACCUGAUUCUGGAUCCGAUGUUUUUAUUACAGAACCAUUGUUGGGAUGAUUUGCACAACUCGAAUGGGGUCUAAAGCUGAGCCGGGAGGAAGGGACGUGCAAGGGUCGGGACGUGGAAAAGUGGGAGAAGGCCCCGUAUGCGCUGAGAUGCGCUGGGCAGCUCGCUCAUGGCUCAGAGGGAAAGCGUUCCCUGCAUUUUACUAGCAACCUUUGUGUACAUUCCAGAUGAUUUUGAAAUUUGUAAAAGAAAUUAUUUAAAUAAAAUUAGGC
Messenger RNA from Eptesicus fuscus (big brown bat), 4749 nucleotides. RefSeq names its product lipid droplet associated hydrolase (gene LDAH). The record is from RefSeq and is a predicted model, not a curated record. Gene Ontology annotation, biological process: lipid storage. The transcript has 7 exons. Bases 38 to 1027 code for a protein of 329 amino acids. Gene Ontology annotation, molecular function: lipase activity. NCBI's taxonomy places the organism in Eukaryota, Metazoa, Chordata, Mammalia, Chiroptera, Vespertilionidae. Gene Ontology annotation, cellular component: lipid droplet.